ACGUUACUCGCAAUUAUCCACCAUCUGACACAGCAACCCUAUAGUUAUUACCCCAGCAUCAAAGCAAUCUCUGCAGAGGUAUAAAACCUGCCCUGGGUGAGUCCUGCUUGUUUUGGAGGCUGCAAGACCUAUAAAGGAUGAAGACUUCUCUUCUUGUCGUGCUCAUCGUAACCCUGUGCACCGAGAGUGCUUUCUCCUUGACAUGUUUCACAUGUAAAGAUGCAUCUUCCAAUAUACAUUGUCUCAGUACAACCACAUGCUCUGACCAUGAGAAGUACUGUCUCACAACCUAUUCUACCACAGGACUCGGCAAUGACCGUAACCAGCGUAUUACCAAGAAAUGUUCUGCAUUUUGCCCAACAAUUGACCUGAAUAUCGGCAUAGCCGGUGUUGCUACUAGCUGCUGCGAGACUUCCUUGUGCAACAUCAGUGGUGCCAGCAGUGUGAAAACCAGCUACACUGUAAUAGCUCUGGGAGUCUUGGCCAGUCUUGCUUGCAUCCUCCGGCUGGGUUUUUAA
Messenger RNA from Nipponia nippon (crested ibis), 518 nucleotides. RefSeq names its product lymphocyte antigen 6E. The record is from RefSeq and is a predicted model, not a curated record. NCBI's taxonomy places the organism in Eukaryota, Metazoa, Chordata, Aves, Pelecaniformes, Threskiornithidae. Gene Ontology annotation, cellular component: plasma membrane. Gene Ontology annotation, molecular function: acetylcholine receptor inhibitor activity.